This is a messenger RNA of Paramecium sonneborni, 2285 nucleotides long. NCBI's taxonomy places the organism in Eukaryota, Ciliophora, Oligohymenophorea, Peniculida, Parameciidae. The record is from the annotation of a GenBank genome assembly.
AUGAAAAUUGCAAAAGUGGUUGAAUGGAAACCGAUUUAUAUUAAGUAGAACCUAAUGGAAAUGUUGAUAUAACCUUUUUAAUAGAUUAAUAUCCUCGGUCUAGAGAAAAAGAAAUCUAUCAAUAUAGCUUAAUCAUCUUUUGCAUUUAAUUCCAUUCUAGUUUAAGAUAUCAAUUGUUUAACAGAGUUAGAAUAAUUAAAUAUAAAAUUGGUUGAAAGACUUUGUAGGGAUAUGAACAAGUGUGAUUAAUUUUAUAAUUUACAUUUAUAGCAAAUAUAAGUGAAAUUAAGAAAAUUGGUUUAUAACAUAUUCAUUUAUUAAGACCUUUAAAAAAUUAAGGAUAUUUAAUCGAAAUUGUAUAUAUUGAAGCAAUAUUGUGAAAUGUUAUAUUUAGAAUGCAACCUCUUAGAGUCUUUUGCAAAAUACAAUGAGAUAGUGAUUAAGAAAAUAUUGAAAAAUUAUAAAAAAUAGGUUUUCAUUCAAGAUCCAAAAUACAACCUAUAAACAAUACAGAAUGUUUAUAAUGAAUUAUAGAUCUUUAAUAAUCGUUAGGAUAUUUAAAAGAUUCAAGUGAAAUUAAAGUUGUUAUAUUCACGUUGUCUUACUUAGAAACAAUAGAAUAAUAAUAUAAGGAAACUAAAAUAUCAUAAUAUUUAUAAAGGAUUUACAAGAAAAGAGCAAUUAUUGAUAGGAUUAUAUUUAGGAGUCUCAUUCUGUUUAUUGUUAUUUAUAAUAUCAAGAAGAAACUCAUUAAAUAUUAACUUUUACAAAAAGUAUUAAAUUACAAUAUAAAUAGUCAAUUUUACUAUGAUUUAUACUUUCCAAUGUUUAGAGGGAUAGGUUUAAUGAUUUUGUACUAUUGGUCGCUUAUAUUUUGUGUAUACUGUUGGAUUAAAGGUAAUGUUGGAUAUAGAUCAAUUUUUAAUUUCAAACAUCAUAGUUCGUCAAUCAAUCAAUUAAUUAAAAGAGCUGCAUUUAUAACAUUAUUAUAUUUUUCAAUAUUAAUAGUAAGUUUAUAAAAAGAACUCUAUAUUGAAGAGGAAAAGGAUGAAAAUUCAUACCUGUAAGAUUAUAUAACAGAUAAAAUAAUUUAUGAUCCUGCAAUAGGACCUUUAAUAUUAUGGUUAUUCAUAUUACUCUACAUGAUAUGGCCUUCAAAAAAGUACUUGAAUGCAAAAGGGAGAAAAUAUUUUUGGAAAAUUGUAUAUACAAGUAUUUUAUCAGGAUUUUUGGAAUGUCCAUUCGUUAAUUGUUGGUCAACAGAUUAAUUACUAUCAUUAACAUUAAUGCUCAAAGAUUGUGCUUAUACAGUUUGUUUUUAUAUAAAAUACUUUUAAGAUAAGGAUAAUUAUGAAUCUUAGGCUACUUGUGGUGAUCCUAAAAAUCUAUAGAUAGGGUUAAUAGUAUGUUUGAUUCCUAUUUUUUUAAGAUUUAUUUAAUUAGGAAGAUGCUUAUAUGAUAGUAAGAAAAUAACUAUGGAUGAUAUAUUUGUUGUAUUGAUAUAUGUAGAAAUAGCAAUGGUAACAGUUUUUUCAUUUUUAUCAUAAUUUGGAAAUUUGUAUUUUAUUAUUUGGAUUAUAUCUUUUUGUUUACUUGCUUGUAAUGCAUACUUUUGGGACAUAAAAAAGGAUUGGGGUUUAUUUUAAAUAAAUUCAAAACAUAAAUAUCUAAGAAAUUAAAUAGCAUUUAAACCAAUAUUUUAUUAUAUUGGUAUUAUAUUGGAAUUCUUUCUUCGUUUUGCUUGGAUUCUUUCAAUAUCACCAAAUAUGGCAUCAAUAAUUCAUAUUUGGUCACCAUUUUUUUCCUUAUUAAUGGCCAUUUUCGAAUUGAGCAGAAGAACAGUUUGGAAUAUAUUUAGAAUAGAAAAUGUUCACAUUUAAAAUAUGGGAGAUUUUAAGGCAGUUUAUCCAGUUUAACUCCCUUUUGAAUAAUUAAUUGAUUAAUAAUCAUAUAUGAACAUAAAAGAACAGAGAAAAACUUAAAUAGAUCCGAUUAAUAUAUCAUUGUUAAGUGGAACAUAAAAUUAAUAAUCUAUUGCAGGAUAAUAUUUUUAAUUUAGAAAUUCUAUUAGAUCAGAUUCAACGGAGGAUGAAACUAAAUUAAACUUAUUAUUAUAAUAGGAACAGGAUUUGAUGGCUGAAACUAUGUAUGAGGAUAGAAAGAGAGAAAGUAUAGUAACAAUGAGAUAUUCUGAAUUUAAGCUUGAUCAUUAAGAAGAGAAAAUUUUAAGUAAAUAAGAAUUGCUUAAAGAUCUUUAAGUAAUAUAAGAGUUGAUAAAAAAAUGA